AUGGCUUCCCAGGCUCGAUGGUCUGAAAAUAUUGGGUCUGCAUCUGGUGCAUCAGAGAUUAUACAGAUUGAAGAGAAAAAAAAAAGACUGAUAGAAGAAAGGGAGAAAGAUAUGGAGGUCAAGAGGGCCAUAUCUACAGACCAGAGCUACAGUAAGCAGCAAGGAGCAAAGGAUACAAGAGAGAAAAUAAAAGUGAAAACCCAGCUCAACAAGGAGUUUGAGAUGAAGGAUCUAGGAGGAGUAAAGAAGAUUCUUGGAGAUUAUGAUAAAAGGAGGUCCCUUACAUGCUAUGUUUUCAUUAUUGGUAGUUGUGCUAUUAGUUGGAAAGCUACCUUACAGACUACGGUUUCUUUGUCAACUACUAAGGAAGAUUGUACGUCUAUUACAGAGGCUUUCAAGGAAGCUAUUUGGUUGAAAGUGAAAAUGAUUGCAAAAAAAAUUAUCGAAUCUGGAGGAGGGAAGAAGCAUGAUUACCUUCAACUAGAUGCAGUGCAAAAUGAGCUUUGUAAAAUGCUUGAUGGGAGGAAGUACUUGCUAGUUCUCGAUGAUGUGUGGAAUGAAGAUACCUUGAAAUGGUCGAGACUGAAAAAUAUGUUGAUCGGUGGAGCCAAGGGAAGUAUGAUUUUACUGACUACUUGUUCAGACGUGGUGGCGGAAGUUUCAGGAAGUGCACACCAGCAUAAAUUGGGAGAUCUUUUAAAGGAAGACGCAUGGACAUUGUUUGGAAAAAUGGCAUUUGAAUGUAACGAAGAGAGCAAAAAUUCAAAUUUGGUGGAAAUAGGAAAGGAAAUUGUGAGAAAGUGUGGAGGAAUUCCUCUUGCAAUAAGGUCAAUAUGCAGCCUGCUACGCCAGAAAAGAACGGAGGAUGAGUGGAUUUAUUUCAAGAAUCAAGAGUUGUCAAGUAUUACACGAGGAGGAAAUGAUGUAAUGACCAUUUUGAGAUUGAGUUUUAAUUACCUUCCUCGGCAUUUAAAGAUAUGCUUCACAUAUUGUUCCCUCUUUCCAAAGGAUUUCUUAAUUCAGAGAUCUGAUUUGAUUGACAUGUGGAUUGCUCAAGGUUUUAUUCAAUCAACUACUAGGAACAGAGAUGAUGUAGAGGAUGUUGCAAAUUCAUUUUUCAUGAAUUUGUUUAGAAGGUCAUUCUUUCAAGAAACUGAACUAAAAGGACUUGUUGAUCUCAGAAAUAGUUUAAGCAUUAAGUUCAUGGGACGAGCCCAUGCAAUUGGAGAAAGAACACCAACAGAUGUAGUGAAAAGAAUGGAACAUCUUCAACAGAUUAGUGUAAAGUUCGAAUGUGGAAAUCAUGAGGAUGACACUGGAGCUGAUCUGAUAAUGUUGGAAGCCUUACAGCCGCACCAAAACAUUGAAAUCUUGGAAAUACUAAAUUACAGAGGGUCAAGGUUUCCAAGUUGGAUGAUGGUUGAGAAUCUUGGCUUUUUCCUACCAAAGCUUGUUGAUCUACGUAUAGGAUUUUGCUGUAAAUGCCAAAAGCUUCCUCUGUUAUGGAAACUGCCUUCUCUCCAAGGACUUGAACUACAGUAUCUCGAUGGACUUGAAGAUAUUGAAUCAAAUGCUUUGCCCACCUCAUCAUCUUCUCCUCUUUGCAAUUUGAAAGAUUUGAGUCUAGAUUCUGUUGAAGGCCUAACAACUUUCCCAGAGGAUGUGUUCAAGAAUCUCACGUUGCUCGAAUCUUUGUCUAUCCGAAACUGCAGAAAUCUGGUCUCUCUAUCUACAUGUCUUACUCAUCUCGCUUCUCUGGAAACUUUAUGUAUAGAGGAUUGCCCUCAGCUUGAGUUGUCCAACGAAGAGGCAAUGCAAUUUCAGGCCCCGGGGAACUUAUCAACUUUCAGUGUUGUCAGGCUUGACAAGAUUAUGUCGCUUCCACUUUGGCUCCGACAUUUCUCAGAUACUUUGAAAUCAAUGGACAUUACAGAAUGUCCUAACUUUGCAACAAUUCUAGACUGGAUUGGCUACCUCAUUGCCCUUAAUCGGUUGGUGAGGGAUGAUUCCCCUAUGUUGAAAUCCUUGCCAGAAGGCAUGCGAUCUCUCACAGCAUUACAAAAACUAAUUGUUAUCGGAGGUUAA
Capsicum annuum is the source of this 2085-nucleotide messenger RNA. Its product is annotated as disease resistance protein RGA2-like. Gene Ontology annotation, molecular function: ADP binding. Bases 1 to 2085 code for a protein of 694 amino acids. The record is from RefSeq and is a predicted model, not a curated record. The transcript is spliced from 6 exons. Lineage: Eukaryota; Viridiplantae; Streptophyta; Magnoliopsida; Solanales; Solanaceae. Gene Ontology annotation, biological process: defense response to other organism.